AUGGACGCACCACUACAGACUACAAGCGCCAGGAACGCCGACGGCAAGCCACACGUGCUUGUCGUGCCGUACCCAUCGCAGGGUCACCUGGUGCCGCUCCUGGACCUCGCGGCGCUGCUCGCCGCACGGGGCCUGGCGCUCACCGUCGCCGUCACGGCAGGUAACGCGCCGCUUGUCGCGGCACGCCUGCCGUUCGUCGCCACGGCCGUGCUUCCCUUCCCUGCAUCGCCCUUCCUCCCGGCUGGAUGCGCCGAGGACAGCAAGGAGCUCCCGGCCCACCUCUUCCGGCCGUUCAUGGCCUCCCUCGCCGCCCUCCUCGCGCCGCUGCUCUCGUGGUGCAAGGCUCAGCCACGCUGGGUCUCGGCCGUCAUCUCCGAUCUCUUCACGGGGUGGACGCUCCCGUUAGCCGAGGAGCUCGGCGUGCCGCACGUCACGUUCGCGCCUGCCAGUGUUCACUACCUCGCUACAUCGCUCUCCCUCUGGCGCCGCAUGCUCACGAGUCGCGAUGACGACGACACCGUCGCCUUCCCGGACGUGCCAGGCUCUCCUAGCUUCGCCUGGCGCCACCUGUCUUUGCUGUUCAGGAUGCACGUGGCCGGCGGCGACGAGGUGUCAGACACGAUACGCCAGAUCUUCCUGUGGAACCUAGAGAGCUGCUGCUUCCUGGCCAACUCGUUGGCGGCGCUCGAGUCCGCGUACAUGCGCGAUCUGCUCCCGGACCUGGCGGGGAAGCGGGUGUUCGCGGCGGGCCCGCUGUUGGAGGCCUUGCACGGCGGCGGCGGCCCCUCUCCACCGGCCAAGUUGGACGCAUGGCUUGGUGCAUUCCACGACGGCUCCGUCGUGUACGUCGCCUUCGGGACGCAGCAGGCUUUGUUGCCGGCGCAGGUGGCUUGCGUGGCUAACGCCUUGGCGCUAAGCUCGGCCGCGUUCGGCUGGGUGCUGACGAGUGGCACCGCCUUGCCGAAGGGGUUCGAGGCGGCCACGGCCUCGCGGGGCGUGGUUAUCCGCGGGUGGGUGCAGCAGGUGGAGAUCCUGCGCCACCCGGUCGUGGGGUGGUUCCUCACGCAUUGCGGCUGGAACUCGGUGCUCGAGGCGGCCGCGGCCGGCUGGCGAUGCUCACGUGGCCGAUGA
This is a messenger RNA of Lolium perenne, 1131 nucleotides long. NCBI's taxonomy places the organism in Eukaryota, Viridiplantae, Streptophyta, Magnoliopsida, Poales, Poaceae. The record is from RefSeq and is a predicted model, not a curated record.